AUGAGGAUCCCGACGUCGUUCUUGUCUUGGUCUCUCGUCUCCACAUGUUUGCUGCCUGUCACAGCGGCAAAUUCCAACCAAACUGGAGGUCAGCUAUUAGCAGGAGCUGCACGACUGGAUAUAACUCCUGAAAUGAAUCCCAACUGGCUCCCAUUAAAUGAGUACGAACUUGAAAAGCUCUAUAUUCGAGCCAUUGUCUUCGAAAACAAUGGUGAACGGGGUGCCCUGAUCGGUGUUGAGAUUGCCAAUUACGAACAGCUGGUUUAUGAGCAUAUGAUUGGACUUGUGGCUGGUUUGCUGAAUGUCUCUGCCUCUAGUGUUGUUUUCACUGCCACCCACACUCAUGGCGCAGCUCUCUGGGGGUCCGGAUUGUUUUUCACUGAGCACAACUAUGGAAGUCAAGCCGUCAAUAAAUAUCCAACUCUGGGCGACGCAGCUUUAGUCGCAGUGAAAGAGGCGUACGGAAAAAUGGUACCAGCUCAGAUUGACCAUGCCAAAGGAGAGGCCUACCUCAACGUCAACCGGGAUCACAUGAAUCCUCUUACUGGGCGGUGGACUCAGUUUUCAAACUUUUCAGGCCCUGUUGAUCGGGAGGUCCAGGUGUUGACAUUUACCAACCUCAAUAAUACCCCAAUUGCUGCAUACACCACAUAUCCAAUGCAUCCGGUGAACUCCUAUCUGGCUGGGUACUGUAGUUCAGACUGGCCAGAUGCAAUGUCUCGUUGGAUCGAGCAGAGCCUGGGUGGGGAUAUGGUUGCUGUCUACUCUCAUUCAGCCUCCGGUGACUUUAAUCCGCGUUGCCGACGUACUGGAACGAACAAUCUUGCAUCAAUCUGUCGCAUGCCAAUCAAUGGUCUCGAACUGGCACAGGAGCCCAUUGAAGAGGCGAUACGUGACUUUUAUGUCCCUUUAGUACGCCCGGAUGUAACUUACAUUCGUCAACUGUUCUCCGAACUCACCGUGGUUGGCAUUGUGAUAGGCGAAAAGGUUAUUCGUCUCAUUUCCAGUACCACUAGCUGGGAUAAAAACCCUCAAAUUUGGAGCAAGCAAGCAAACGUGACCUGUUCUGGGCGUGCUCGUGUUGAUGAUGCCCGAGAGGGCGUUCCUGGCUACUACACAAACAGCACUGGUAUCGAUAUUAUGACUGGAGCGUUAGGUUUGGGCGACAUUGUUUUGCCACAUGUAGGAGCUGAGAUAUUCACUCGCAUUGGAUGGCGUAUCAUGGAUGAGUCUACUAUGAACAAGACCAUGCUUGUAACCAUGGCAAACGGUUGGUCCGAGUCUGGCUAUAUCGCUGAUGUAGAGUCAGUGGCUCAGGAGGUUUUCCAGACGUUGAACUCUUUACUUGUACCAGGUUCCUGUGCUGAGGACAAAAUUGUGAGCAGUCUUUCGGAAUACAUUAGUGAGUAUAAGAGUACUCUGUGA
Messenger RNA from Penicillium malachiteum, 1425 nucleotides. RefSeq lists its product as uncharacterized. The coding region runs from base 1 to 1425 and encodes 474 amino acids. The transcript has a single exon. The record is from RefSeq and is a predicted model, not a curated record. NCBI's taxonomy places the organism in Eukaryota, Fungi, Ascomycota, Eurotiomycetes, Eurotiales, Aspergillaceae.